AUGUCAGGCCCAAGCGACAAGGCGCGGUUUUACUUAGAACAAGCUGUUCCCCAGUUGCAAGAAUUCAAAGAGAAAAAGAUUUUCUCGGAGGACGAAAUUCGGACACUAGUUAAAAAGCGAUCUGAUUUCGAGCAUCGAGUUCUUGGUCGAGGUUCGCAACCAGUCGACUUCGCGAAAUACGCAGCAUGGGAGAUCAGUCUAGAACAUCUGCGGAAAAAGAGAUGCAAGAGGUUACAGAUUAAAGGAAGCACGGCGCAUUCUGGCCAGGCGAGAAUAUUCAGUAUAUUCGAUCGAGGAACAAAGAAACAUCCAGGUGACAUCGCGUUGUGGAUGUCAUUUUUGGAAACUGCGAGAGAAGCAAAGGCGACGAAAAAGUUCAAGAUCGUUUUGACUGCCGCCUUGCGACUGCACCCAACUAAGUCGGAAUUAUGGCUGUACGCCGCGAAGUGGUCCUUGCAGUCGGAAGCUGAUAUGAGUGGGGCAAGAAGUUACAUGCAGAGGGGUACUAGAUUCUGUACGCGAAGCAAGGACUUGUGGAUCGAAUACGCGAAGCUUGAAAUGAUAUUCCUAACGAAGAUUGCAAUGCGGAGGAAGAUCUUAGGACUGGAUGCUAGCGACGACCCGGAUACGGACAAUGAAGAGGAGAUUCUCGAGGCAAACGGGUUCGAGACAUCGGCAGAUGUCAUUGCCAUACCAAACUUCAAGCCUAAUACCCUGCGACAGAGUAUGGUUGAGGGAAUAGUCGUAGACGAGGAAGCCAAAAAAGACCCGAUGGCAACGCCGGCUCUUAACGGGGCGAUACCUUUAGCUAUUUUUGAUGCUGCGCGGAAGCAGCCAUUCUUCUGUCCAUCCGCCGCCGAGGACUUUUUUGAUAUGUUUGCCGCAUUUACUCAGGUCAACUGUUUGCCGAAGAUCUUGCUGCACGUUCUCGACGUUAUGAAUGAGUUAUUUCCGAAAGACCCAUCAACAUCUAGUUGCUUUGUCAAACAAUCACUCGUCGGACUCAGUCCUACUUCGCCAGAGUUCCCAACCGCGCUCGGUAUCGCUCUGGAAAGACUUAACUUAUCUAUAGAGAAUACGGCUGAUAAGGGAUUAUUCAUGAGGAAGACGAGAAACUGGAUAGAAUCAACAUUGCAAGUGGCAGAUUUAGAUCCUGGUAUAGAAGCAGUCUUGGGCCAUACGUUACGAAAACUGGAGGGUUGA
Glarea lozoyensis ATCC 20868 is the source of this 1203-nucleotide messenger RNA. RefSeq lists its product as uncharacterized. The record is from RefSeq and is a predicted model, not a curated record. Gene Ontology annotation, biological process: maturation of SSU-rRNA from tricistronic rRNA transcript (SSU-rRNA, 5.8S rRNA, LSU-rRNA). Gene Ontology annotation, cellular component: small-subunit processome; Pwp2p-containing subcomplex of 90S preribosome. The coding region runs from base 1 to 1203 and encodes 400 amino acids. Gene Ontology annotation, molecular function: snoRNA binding; protein binding. Lineage: Eukaryota; Fungi; Ascomycota; Leotiomycetes; Helotiales; Helotiaceae. The transcript is spliced from 2 exons.